ACUGAGAUACCGAUAUUAUGUUGAAAGUAGGUGACGAUUUUGCGAUUAGUCUAAUGGUAAAAAGCCUACUUCUAUUUAUAGCUUACGCAAAUCUCAUAAGUAUUACGGUCUACAUUUAAAUAGUGCCUCCUAAAUAUUUUCUUCUCAGUAUUAUUUAUCGACAUACGAUAAAAACUGCGGUUUAAAUACAUUUACAUUUAUUUCAUUAAAAACGUGCUUUACCGUCAUGAAUAUCGUAAAUAAUUUUAUUGUUCAAUUUUAUUAUUUAAUUUUAUUAAAUAAUUAAAUUAUUCAUCCGCACGUUUCGAGACACUAUAUAUACAUAUGUGCUCUGUUCAAUUGAAAAUAUAAAUCCAAAUAUGUUGUUUAUACGCAGCCUCGAUUUUUACAAAAAGCUAUUAUGUUUAUUGGUGCUCAUGGUGAUGAUGCAACAGUUCGCAGCAGAGCCGGUGUCAAGAGAGAAGAGAACUCUGGGAUGGCUCCGUAAAGAUUGCAACAAUCCAAUCUAUUGGAAACACGCCAACAGGGCGAUCGAGAAGUACAUUCAGUUACACAACAUCAAGCACAAGUUCAAGGUGCAUAAGGUUGUCGGGGUGAAGCAGCUCCUGUCCAACCUCCUCACGACGAUAUCCUUCAUGGCGUACUCAAACCUGAAGCCAGGCGUGUACGUAAACUGCGAAGUGAGCUUGUAUGAGGGCCGCCCCUGUUGCGAUAACUGGAAAACCGUGUGCCCUAAUUUAUAUUAAACGUUAAUAUUUGAAUAAAUUGACGUGAGCAUGAAUAAAUCGUUGCUUUUUUUUUAAAUUAGUUUACAUUUAGAGCUCUUCUUGGGACGAUUUGGGUUGGCUUUUGGUGACGCGACUUAUUUGGGAAUUGCGGAAUAUGCGAGUGCGGUGAAUCAAUUUAUCGAACACAAAAAUGAUUUUAAUCGUUUUAUUUUCCAAGUAUCUUUUUUGGUAAUUUCAUUUUUUGUCUAAGCUUUUUGUUUUGUUUUAAAUCCAACAUAAUCUAAUGUUAGGCACGUCAAACAAAAUAUGUUACAACUCCAUAUGUGUGUUGUUCAACAGAUAAUGUAUGCCAUAAUUACCUUUUUUACUCAAAGCUAGUAAUUUCUGAGUUCCGAAAUCUUUGUUCCAAUUUGAAGGAAAAGACAGUCAUUCUAACACGAACGUUUGACUUCAAGACGUAUGGUGAUUUUUCCGUUAUAUUUUAGUUCUUCUUCAUCUUUAAAUAUAUUAUGAAGUUGUAUCUCUCAUGUAAUUUUGUUGAAAUAAGUGAUGCGAUCAACCGAAGUGUAUAUGAGAUGUUGCAA
Molecule: messenger RNA, 1312 nt
Organism: Bombyx mandarina (wild silkworm)
Lineage: Eukaryota; Metazoa; Arthropoda; Insecta; Lepidoptera; Bombycidae
Source: RefSeq, a predicted model, not a curated record